Molecule: messenger RNA, 1902 nt
Organism: Bactrocera neohumeralis
Lineage: Eukaryota; Metazoa; Arthropoda; Insecta; Diptera; Tephritidae
Product: putative inorganic phosphate cotransporter
Exons: 4
Coding region: 106-1548 (480 amino acids)
Biological process (GO): transmembrane transport; monoatomic anion transport
Cellular component (GO): plasma membrane
Molecular function (GO): transmembrane transporter activity
Source: RefSeq, a predicted model, not a curated record
AAACUGUUAGAUGGUUUUCAUCGCUCGAUCAAUCAACUUGUUUGGUCGCAGGUCCAUUAAUAAUUUGUGUUUUCUAAACUUUACGUUCCAUUUUCUUCUAACAGUAUGACAAUAACUAAAUAUUCAAUAGAAAAAAAACAGAAAGAUGAUAACAAAAAUAAAGCACCGCUCUUUGGCGCUCGUCAUGUGCAAUGUAUUCUAAUGUUUUUCGGAUUGGCUGCGGCGUACGCGCAACGCGUAAAUCUCUCGGUGGCGAUAGUGGCAAUGAUGGAUAAGAGUUCCGCAAAUCCCGAUUUUGAGGAGUUCCAUUGGUCCGAGUCGACAAAAUCUUACCUGCUCAGCAGUUUCUUUUGGGGCUAUUUUGUGACACAAAUACCGGGCAGUCAGUUGGCGCACAGAUUUGGUGGUAAAAUAACGCUACUCCUUGGCAUAGUGCUAAGUGGACUUUUGGCUUUGUUCUCACCGCUGGGCGUGCAUUUGGGCAAUUGGCAAGUGCUCUUUGGGCUGCGUUUGUGUCAAGGUCUCUUACAGGGUAGCACGUUUGCAUCUAUACACACACUGCUCUCCAAAUGGAUACUGCCCGAGGAGCGCGACACACUUGGCACCUUUGCCUAUACCGGUCUGACCUUUGGUAGCGUGCUGAUGAUGUUGGUUAGCGGUUGGAUUGCCUCCUCCUCAUUAGGUUGGCCGGGCACAUUCUAUUUCGCCGGCAUAUUCAGCAUAAUUUGGGGUAUCGUCUUUUAUGUUUUUGGCGCUAACACACCUCGUGAUUACAAAUGGAUUGGCGAGGAGGAGCGUUUGUAUAUUGAAGCCGCAAUGGUGACAACGUCAAAACCGGAGCCUGAACAUGCAACCAUGAAGACACCAUGGUUGAAGAUAUUCACGUCUCUGCCUUUCUGGGUUUUAUUGCUGGCACAGUGUGCCUACGCUUGGGGCUUUUGGACAAUGAUAACAGAAAUCCCUUCAUAUAUGAAGAGCAUACUGAAACAAGAUAUCCAGAGCAAUGCUCUCAUGUCCGCAGCACCUUAUCUGGCUAAUAUCCUUUUGACAUUCGUAUUUUGCGUUUUAGCUGGUUUUCUGAUUAAACGUGGCUACACUAGUGCUAAUACCAGUCGUAAACUGUUCAACACUAUCGGUUUUUGGGUGCCCAUAGUACCUCUCAUACUACUUGGCUAUUUGCCUGCCGAUCAGAGUGCGCUGGCGCUUACUAUGCUGGUGAUUGCUGUUGGUGUGAGUACAGCUGGCAAUUUGGGUUUCCUCAUCAAUCAUAUUGAUUUAUCCCCCAAUUUUGCUGGUGUCCUUAUGGGCAUAGCGAAUUGCGCGGCAAAUAUUAUGAGCUUAUUGGCCCCACUGGCAGUGGGCGUCAUUGUCACUGAUGCGAAUAAUGUGGAUCAGUGGCGCAUUGUCUUUUACAAUGCCAGUGGCAUGUACUUCGUUUGCAAUUUAUUGUUCAUCUUGUUUGGCCAGACGAAAAUCCAAUCCUGGAACUAUCCUAAAACACAUGAUCUACAGCGGGAUGAGCGCGAUCACUUAUCAUUGGAAACUUAAAAAAUUGAGAUAGCGAAGACGUAAAAAAGUCUGGCCAUUUUAACAGAUUAACGCUAUCGUAUUUAAAAUUCUUUUGUAGAUAAUAAUAUUAUUGUUAUUGUGAGAGUUAAAUUGCUCUAGCAGCGAUACUCGCUGUUUUCAGAAACCUUAAUUUAAGCAAUUCAAAAGAAAAAAAAAUUAACUCAGACGAACACUUAGAAUAAAGUAUGUUAAUUAAACUGUUAAUUCCAAUAUUGUCAUAUUCCUGCUAAUAAUAAUAAUAUAGUUUUGUAUAAUGUUGUUUUAUGUCACCAACCAACAUGUCAUAGCUCAGAAUAUAAACAAGGAAACCUAAUACCUUUCAAAAAUACAAAA